Messenger RNA from Sebastes umbrosus (honeycomb rockfish), 1330 nucleotides. RefSeq lists its product as uncharacterized. The transcript is spliced from 4 exons. The record is from RefSeq and is a predicted model, not a curated record. The coding region runs from base 162 to 800 and encodes 212 amino acids. NCBI's taxonomy places the organism in Eukaryota, Metazoa, Chordata, Actinopteri, Perciformes, Sebastidae.
UUUGCAUUUUAAUACCAUCUUAAAUGACAUUUUCUACUUUAUAGGGCCUGUAACACCUCGAGAACCAGAAAUUACAGAACUUCCCAGGAGGAUUUACUCUAUUGGCUCAUUGUUUUUUGCCCGCAGACUCAGUUACCGGGGCUAAAAGUGUCCUGACCCGGAUGAUGCGCCUGGCCCAGCGGUACCUCUUGGACCCAAUGGGUAGACAGAGGGCUGAAGUGAAGGCUUCUCAAGCACAGGCCAAGCCCAGACAGCGUAGUCCUGCAGCUGGACGAGUGUUCAGGAGUCGGACCUCAGCUUCACUAACACAAGCUCAGAUCAGAUCCAGGAGGCGGAGCCAGCAGAGAGGUGGGGCACCGCAGCCAGUAGUGCAGGGGAGCAGUGGUGAUGUCACCGUGACCCCUGUCACUGUGACAGAUACAGCUGGGAGAACUGACAGAUCAGAGCAAAACUUCAAGAGGACGGGUACAGGACCUGUUGGCAAGGUGGCCAUUCGCCGUAGCAACCACAGCCUCGUCCAGCCUAUCAGAGUCAAGUCUCUCCGUCUUCUACGAGGCGGCAAGAACCCGCUGAGACAGACCACUCCCUCUUCCUCUAUCCUCCCCUUGUCCCUCCGUUCCUCUACCCUUCCUACAUCCUUCUCCAUCCCGUCUCCAAGUCCUCCAUCAUCCAGUGCUCCUCAAUGCAGGGAUCAGCGAAAGCAGCAAGACACACCCACGACAGCUCUCAUCAAGGAGUUGUCUUCCAGACAUCAAACCAGCGUCCCAUUCAGGAACGGCAGAGAGUCCAAGCUGAUCUGACACUGAAGAAGGGAGAGGAAGAUCGGGAAGUUAUAUAAUGCACUAAAUGGUAACAUUACAUAUGAAAUCACAGGUGAUCUUGUUUGGUCUUGGACCAAAUGGGUAACUAACUCCCAUAAGAACCCAGUUCUAUUCCUCCUGUGUAGGGUCCAUACAGCAAACUGCAGACCUGGUUAGGUCCUUUAGAGCUGUAAAACCAGAGUAGUAGUCGAGAGUAUCUUUAUACUGCUUAUGUUUUGAAUUGUAUGAGUGUUGGCGUGCAUUCACACGUGCAUGUGCAUGUAGCCAAGAUCUAUUUUGAUACUAUUUCGCUGGUGUUGUUCAUUUUUCCAGUUGACCCAUGAAAGCUUAACCAUGACUCUGUUUUUAUUGUUUUACACAGUUGGCACUAAUAAAAUAUUGAUAUUCUUUUUAAUGGUGACUUGUUAUUUAUUUAGGAGGAUGUCUGUCUGAGCUGUCGGGCCGCUGUGCUUAAAGUGUGGUAGCAUCCCUGUGUGCGUUUCUGUGUUUCUCAAUAGGGAGCUACAGGA